ACCAUGGCCGUUGAGAUUGCUCCUCUUCCACUACCUGCCUCCGUGGACCGUACCAAGUUCAACCCUGACUUUGGAAGAGAAGUCAAGGGUGUCAAUCCUAGUCAACUCACACACGAACAGUUCGAGGAGAUCUCGGACCUUGUGUACAAGCACAGUGCUCUGCUCUUCCGCAAUACAGAUCUUACACCAGAGCAACAAUAUGCUCUCAUCAAGGCAUUUGACCCUACUUGCGAUAGCUACGGUCACGGCAACAACAAGACAGACUCCGAGAAGAAGUCCAUUCUUAAUCCGAUUCUCAAGACAAUUCCGCGCGUACCACAGGUCCAGCUCAUCGGGAACGGCACAGUUUACGAUCAUGAAGGGUUUUCUGACGUAACGCUAAAGCACCCUUCGCACACCACAUUCCACAAGACACGCAUCUCCCCUGAGGACGAGAAGAAAGGCUAUACGAGGUUUAAUCGUUGGCAUAUAGAUGCAGCGGUGUAUGAUCUAUCUCCACCGAAGGCCACGGCGUUAUAUGCAAUCAAGGUCCCUCAGGGCGACAAACAGAUCGUUCGGUACGACGAUGGAACAGGAGACGAACUCCCAGUUCCACUUGGUACGACUGCCUUCGUGGAUGGGAAGACGAUGUUUGAUAUCCUGCCUCCGGAGCUGAAGAGCGUUGCUGUACGUGGACGCAUCCGCUAUGCACCUCAUCCUUUCGUGUGGAUGGGUCCUGCACGCGCAAUUUCAACGGGUCUUGGGAUGGAAACGGAGGGCCGUGAAUUACCUUUAGACCAACUUCCUCCAUGGGAAGAGAGCAAAAUCAAGGUUCUUCCGAUGCUGUGGAAGAAUCCAGUUACGGGAAACCUUCAUUUUCAAGUCCAUCCCUGCGCUGCGCAGGAGCUGCUCAUAGAUCCAUUACCAGAAGGUGUGAAGAGAGAAGGAGCUCUAUUUCCAGACGGAGCACAUUUGAAAGACUUGAAGGAAGUACGCGACCUUCUCUACAAAAUGCAGCGACCUGCAAUCUCGCCUUCACUUGUAUACCCACAUGAUUGGAGACCCAAAGACCUUAUUCUAUUCCACAACCGAGGCCUCCUUCAUACUGCUGUUGGUGCUUUUAUGCCUGACCAAGUUCGGGCAUUCCAUCAGUGCAAUCUCGCUGCAUCGGACGACCCGACGGGACCUAGCGAAGCAGACGUCCAAGCCUGGGCAUAGCAGUAUCGCGUUCUCGUUCUCUUGGUGUAUCUCAAGCAUCCUUCGGGCAAUACAAUUCAUCGCUUUUUCGUCUCAAGCGCUCUGCAUGUUCAAGUGUACGACAAAUUGUAAGAUACAGGGAAGGGGGGAAUUAUUCAGGACUGCUGUCAUCUGUAUGAAAGCU
Molecule: messenger RNA, 1360 nt
Organism: Fomitiporia mediterranea MF3/22
Lineage: Eukaryota; Fungi; Basidiomycota; Agaricomycetes; Hymenochaetales; Hymenochaetaceae
Product: Clavaminate synthase-like protein
Exons: 5
Coding region: 4-1197 (397 amino acids)
Molecular function (GO): oxidoreductase activity
Source: RefSeq, a predicted model, not a curated record